AUGGAUUUUGAAGGAGGUGAAGGAAAUCAGCUGAGCUCGUCUAUUAGUAUCAAUAUUCAGCGACUUAGUCAGUAUGUACAACAACUGGAAGUGUUGGUUGCAAAAAUCGGAGGUGGUGAAGAUGGUGAACGUUUACGGGAAUCAAUUGCUGACGUUACGGCACAAGCUAAUCAGCUAAGCAAGGAAACGAAUAUGUUAAUGAAGAAACUCGUCAACUUUUCAAAUGAAAAUCGUUCCGUAUCGUCGUUGAAGGUUCAGAGAGAAAGGUUGAUGGGCGAAUUGUUAGCAGUAUUGAAUCGACUACAAAGCGCUCAACGAAGUGCAUCAACUCGUGAAAAAGAGACCAUGAAAGCAGUUGCUGCUCAAGAUGAACACGUCAGCCAACAGAUUGAGAGAUCAUCUGAAACAGAAAUUCAACAGAGAAGGCAGCUUCAAAUUCAACAUCAGCAGCAUUUGAAUGAAUUGAGAGAUAGGAACGAGACAAUGCGACAAUUAGAGCAGGACAUCGGUGAUGUAACACAGAUUAUGAAAGAUUUGGCUCGUAUUGUUCACGAUCAAGGAGAAAUCGUGGACAGUAUCGAGGCGAAUGUGGAACAUGCGGCUAUGCACGUUCAACAGGGCGCAGUUGAUGUCCGUCGAGCAGUAUUCUAUCAACAAAAAGCUCGUCAGAAGAAAUUCUUUGUUUUCAUAUUUUUCAUUCUACUUAUUGCCAUUAUUGCACUUGUUUUAUACUUUUUUGCCAAAUGA
Molecule: messenger RNA, 747 nt
Organism: Anisakis simplex (herring worm)
Lineage: Eukaryota; Metazoa; Nematoda; Chromadorea; Rhabditida; Anisakidae
Source: the annotation of a GenBank genome assembly